AUGCAAACGUUUAAGUUUGGAGUUACUUUAAACAUUUGCACUCCUAAUGAUGCAUUCAAUUACAAUCAUGUAAGGCUCAUAAAGGAGGAAUUUGGAUAUGAUGAUGCAUUCAACUAUCACAAAGAGAAAGAUUUUGAUGCUGCUUUGAGCAAGUAUUUCCCAAAUGGAAUUGAUGUAUACCUUGACAAUGUUGGCGGUAGAAUGCUUGAGGCUGUUCUCAACCAUGUCAACAAGCAUGCAAAGAUCCCUCUUUGUGGCAUGAUAUCUGAGUACAAUAAGGAGAUGGAGGGUCACCUAAAGCAAGGCAAGAUUGGUUCUAAGCUCAAAAUCUUCCAUGGAAUUGAUAAAUUCUUGGAGAGGUGCAAAUGGAUUUACAAAACUAAAAGGGAUUCCAAGGGUCUCAUUGACAGAUACAAUGCUAGGUUGGUUGCAAAAGGAUUCACACAUCAGGCAAAAGUUGAUUACAAUGAGACAUUUUCUCCAGUCUCUACAAAGGACUCUUUUAGAGUCAUGAUGGCUUUGGUAGCUCAUUUCAAUCUCUACCUCUAUCAAAUGGAUGUAAAGACUACGUUCUUGAAUGGAGACCUCUAUGAAGAGAUCUACAUGUAG
This is a messenger RNA of Prunus armeniaca (apricot), 609 nucleotides long. The record is from the annotation of a GenBank genome assembly. NCBI's taxonomy places the organism in Eukaryota, Viridiplantae, Streptophyta, Magnoliopsida, Rosales, Rosaceae.